This is a messenger RNA of Chara braunii, 5714 nucleotides long. NCBI's taxonomy places the organism in Eukaryota, Viridiplantae, Streptophyta, Charophyceae, Charales, Characeae. The record is from the annotation of a GenBank genome assembly.
UCAGAAAGUGAAAUGCACUAACAGCCUAGGAUCUAGCAAUGAUGAAAGUGGCAACAACCAGCAGCAUAGAUGCAACAUUCACNAGAAAGGAAGGAGAGGAUGGAGAAGAGAGAGUUAAUCAAGCAGGCCAAGAUGCUGGCCCUGGUGGAGGAGCAGGAAGCAAAGAAGAAGCAGAUGGAGGAAGAGUUGCAGAAGUGGACGAGGGAGCAGGAGGAGAAGAUGGCGGCUAUACAAGCGGAGGUGGAAAAAGAAGAAGAAGAAGAAAAGAAGGUGGAGGAAGAAGUGUCGUUGGUAAGGAGAAGAGGUGAAGCCAACACGAGUAUGGAGGAGGAGAUUGAGAAGACAACACAAGAAUGGACCGCAAACUUGGAAUUGGGGGAAGAUAGGGAGGUCGAGCUGGCCAUACCCCAAGAAGAGAGAGAGGCGGCGAGGAGAGAGUUAGAGGCAGAGAGGGACCUGGUAAGGAGAAGAGCAAAGGAAGAAGAACAACAAAGGGCAUGGAAGUGGCGUUUGUCCCAAGAGAAAGUCAGGCGUUUGGAGGCGGCGGAGCGAGCAGAAAGGGACCUGAAAGCGGCAAAAGCCAGGAUGGGAAAGAUCAGGGUUGAGACCGAGCUAGCUACUAAACGGAGACACCUUAUGAAGACGGACAGCAGUGCACAAUGUCGACCACGAAUGCAGACAGUGCUGACCAUCGAGGUAUGGGCGCCAAACUUUGAGGGCAUGGAUGACGGCGAAAAGGUCCUUCUCAUUGGAGGGAUGGUUCAUCUCCACGAGGAUGAGCUUCUUGCUCGCAAAUGCGAUAGGAUAUUCGCCGAGUGGAGCCCCAGAGUGGGUGGCGGAAUCCUUGAUGGAGGGGGGGUUCGGGAUGUCGCAGGGGAAGUGUUGGGACAGGACGGCUCCAAUAGCAAAGCAUCACAAGGAACUCAUAAUGCCCAAAGCGAGAGCGGAGUGAGUAUCCUCUUCACGAAUGCGGAUCUGGUGGAAGCCACUUUGGAGGUCGAUCUAUGUGAAGUACUUGGCUCCAUGGAGGCGAUCAAGAAGCUUGGAGAUGUGAGGCAAGGGGUACUUGUUCUUGAUUGUGAUCCUAAUGAGGGCGCGGUAGUCUGUGCACAUGCGGAGUUUGGAGGUUCCGCCUUUCUUGACGAAAAGGCAACUUGUACUGAAGGGGGAGGAGCUUGGCUUAAUGAAUCCUUUUUCAAGGAGGUCAUUGAGUUGUCGCUUCAUUUCUUCAGCCUUUGGAACGGAGAGCUGGUAGGGUGGUCGGCAUGGAGGAGUGUGACCGGGUUCCAAACCAAUGACAUAUUGGACGAAGCGGUCGGUGGGGGCGUUUUGGCGAAGCCUGCAAAACUGGUUGACAUAGUCGUCGAUUGUCUUUUGCGGGCGGAAGGUGGUGGAGAGGAGGGAGGCCCGCUCGAGGAAGGAGAGGGGAACAGAGAUGUGUUGGUGAGGAGGGAGGGAGGAAAGGUGUGUGAUGGCGGGGUGAAAGUGGAGGAAGUGGAGGGUGGGGUAGAGUUGUUGGAGGACGGGGUGGUUGAUGAUGACAAAGGAGGAGGAGAGGUGCAGGGAGGCGUGGUGGUGGAGGUCGGAGUGGAGGAGGUGGGCGGUUCGGAUGUGGAAGGGGGUGGAGUUGUACUUAACACGGUAAUGGCCUGGGCUUGUUGCUCGAAGGCGGUCAUGCGGUCGGAGAGAGCGGAGAUAGUGGCUUGCAUGUCGGUGAGGGAGGUUUGGACGGUGGAGAACAUUUGGAGGAUGGCCGAGAGGUCGGUGGCGAUGGCGGGACCGGCUCGUUGUUGGCCUGCAAAUUCACAGGCGAGACUACCGACAGACUGGGUGUGCGUGGGGGACAUGUUGAUACUAGAGGAAUCAGCCAUGGGGGUGGUGGGGGGUGAUGCGGUGAAGGCAGCGAUGGAAGUGGCAGCAGAGGAUGAGGUGACAGCGGCGGCAGUGGUUGAAGUGGCAGCAGCGGAUGAGGUGGCAGCGGCUUCAGCAACUUUGCUCGAGUGGGUCUGGUUCCCGAUGGGGAUUUGUAAUGCGCCUGCUAUGUUUCAACGAGCCAUGAAUGUGACGUUUCAGAACUUCGUCAACAAAACACGACUGAAUCAAGGAAUGAUCAACUUCUGCGUCAUCGUGUACAUGAACGACAUCUUAGUCUACUCGGAAACCUAUCACGGGCACGCACAACAUAUCAAAUGGACACUGGGAGCUCUGAGAGACGCUGGGUUCAAGAUCACGCUCGAGAAGAGCGAGUUUUUCCUAUCAGAGAUCUCGUUCUUGGGCUACGUGGUGACGCGGGGAGGACUGCAGCCAGAUUCGAGAAAGGUCGCGGCGGUGAAGGAUGCCCCCGUCCGCACAUCGUUGACCUACCCAUCGCAUGCCGAGUACCUGAACCCCCGUGGGAUCAUCGGCUUCCUCUUCUUUUCGCCUCGAACAACGGUGGAAGAGAGAGCCGUGGCAGAGGAAGCGGAGGUGGAAGACGAAAGCGAAGAAGGAAUCGCGGAGGAGGAAGGAAGUUACACGUUUGACGGACGAGAUGUAAACAUCCUGCCCUUUCACUUCAGUUUGAUUGCAGACUAUAUGACACAUCCUGGUGCCAUUGUGAAACAUAAUGUGUUUGGAUACAAGGAAUUUCUCGGUCAUUGCAGCAUCAAGGCUCCAUUCAGUGUCGCCUGCUAUCAGGAUCCGGGUCGUGCAUUCCUUGACGCUGCUGCAAAGGGCAUACAGGAGAGCCCUCUCCUGUCACAGGCAAAGAGCGGGCUAGGUGGUAAAGUUCCAUUUGGCACAGGUGGAUACUUUGACAUCAUGAUGGAGACCAAAAGGACGAGUGAUUUCCCUGACGUGUCACGACGUAAUCGCAGCACAUCUAAUACCGAAAGUGAAGUUCCAUCACCUGGCAUUGAGCUGGGCAGCAAAGUUGAGGAGGCUUACAGGAAUUUGCAAGCUGCAGGAGACGAGGAAGAGAAUGACGUAUCUCUCAGUACGGCGCAUGAUUGUCCAAUUGAUGAUUUCGGCUUUCAAGAUGCACCACCUGUCAUGCAUCGCCGCGGUGCUGAUCUUGACAUAUGCUCUCCCAGUAGCUCAGGGGCUGGGUUAUCAGCUGUGCAGGGCAAUGGGGGGUACCAGAACCGUGGAAACCCUAAUCCAUCACAAAGACAUAUUUCUUCAAAUGACAAGGAUCAGCCUAAGGAUUCUGAAGCUGAGUGGUCUACAGUGACUGGUCAGAGGGACCAAAAUUUUACUCAAACAAGCGGUAAUCAAGUCGACCGGCAUGCUCUUGCGGUACAGUUAAGGCAGAUAUUAAGGAAUUGGAAGUUUGGUCCUGAAGUCAUGCUGGCAAAAGCAACAAAGGUGGAUGAAGAGUUGGGAAGACAGAGUAUGAAGGCGGCAAAGAGAUUCGAGAGGGAGGAAGCUGAGGCUCAUGAUAGAGGGACGGAAUUUGCCAAAUGCAACUUGAGGGAAGAAGAAGAAGAGGAGGAGGAGGAGGAGGAGGAGGAGGAGGAGGAGGAAGAAGAAGAAGAAAAAGAAGACGAUGCAAACAGAUGGGGGAGAAGAACACGAAUGUGUCCCAAUGGUGUGAGUGUUCAGAUGAAGGACUUGGUAAAGAGGAGCCAGAGUAAGCAUGAAAAGAUGCAAAAGGUGCAUAUCAACAGAGAUCAGGGUGAUCAUGGACUCGAAGGUCAGGUGCGAAGACCCAGUACCAGGAGGAAACACAUCGGUCAUGCUCAUCGGGAAAAGAGAUGGGUGAAAAGGAGAGAUGCAAGGCCUCCUCCAGCUCAUGGAAUUGUGAAUGUAAAGAGUAUGAAGAGGGAGAAGGAGAUGAAAGAAAUGCGGCCUGCAAAAGAUAUCCAGAGCAAGAAGGAAGUUUUCAUUGCUGACUUCACACGAACAUCCAGGAUUCUUAAUGAUCGAUAUCAGCAAGGAGAAUUUCUCAGCGAGGACGACCAGGAGUUCAUCCUCAAUGCAGUGCUUCCUUAUCAUCCGAAGCUUUGUGAGAAGAUCACAGCUGGUGUUGACAUGAUUCAGCAGCUGGAGCAACGACCUGUCGCCGCCCCCGAUGACAGCUCCUCCAACACCUUCGAUCACCUCAAUGCAUUGGAGAUCGACGUCGGAGCCCUCAAGGACGACACGCAGCUACAGCAAACCGCCAGGCAACAACUGGAGCAGCAGAUCUGUGCUGCCGCCACCAACCCAAGUUCGGCACCGCGCGAGACGACUCCAAGGUUCGAUGAUCAAAAGAUUUUCUGCGAUUCGACGAAGACGGACCCGAUUCCGUGGUUCCGCAAGUUCGAGCUCAAGUUGCAGCUACACCACAUCAGUGAGGACAAGCAUCACGCAUACUUAUACUCCCGGUCGGGAGGCGCAUGCCAAUCAUGGUUGGAUAAUCUCUUGUCCAAGUACGGAGUGGUAGCUGUCGACUUAUACACCAAGAUCAGUUGGGAUGAUCUAAAGGCGACAUGGCAUAAGCGGUUCCAAGUAGAGCCGCCGGAGAUCAAGGCAAUGGACAAGUUGAUGACCUUCGAACAAGGCAUGCUGUCGAGUAUUGACUGGAUUGCCGAGUACCAACGCUUGACAUCCGUCCCAGACAUUCAAAUGGGCUUCAAGGUUGUCAAACACUACAUCUUUAGGUCGUGUCCGGCGUUGGGCAACGCCUUGACUCACGUCGAGGACACCCUGAUGACAACGGUGGAGCUCUUCGACAAGGCCGCACAGAUUAUUGUCACGGACAAGGAGGCUAAGAACCUCCACCGUUCGUCUGCGACAGGCCCAAGCAGAGAUCAGCAUCGAGCGAAAGUGGUCGUGGUCGUAGCGGCAACGCCAACCGACGAAUCUAGCGAGGCCGUGCCUGUCAAUGAAGGGGACAGACUCGCAGCCGCCCGGGAUGGUGGCUGCCCCGGCAAAGGCCGAGGACGUGGCAAGACGAAGACAAACACCAUUUCGAUCCGGCCGAACGAUCGCUACAAAUCCGCGUUCAAGACGUGGUACGGGCAUUUUGAGUGGGUGGUCAUGCGACUCAUGCCUUUUGGCCUCACCAACGCCCGAGCGACCUUUCAAGCGGCAAUGACCAACAAGUUAUGUGCAAUGUUGGACCGGUUUGUGCUGGUCUACUUAGACGACAUUCUCGUUUAUAACCGGACAUUGGAGGAUCAUCUUGAGCACCUCCGACGAGUCUUGGAGACGCUCCGCCGCGCCAAGUGCAAAGCCAACCGCGACAAGUGCAAAUUUGUCCGGCAAGAGCUGGAAUACCUGGGCCAUUUUGUCACACUGGAGGGCACCAGUCCACUUAUCCUUCCAAGGAAGAAGUCUCCUAGGACGAAGGUGAAUGUGCUGACAGAAAUCAGGAGCUACAUCGUUGACUCUGUAGACGACAGUGAGGAAGUGAAAGAUGAGGCAGAAAAGCUCAUAGAGGCGAUUGAGAAGAGGAAUAAGGGCAAAAGGGCUACAACCGACAAACAUGUGGAAGCUGCAAGCACUCGGAAGAAGAUUUCACCAAUGAAAGGAAAAGAGAAGCAAGUCGAGGACGAAGGGUUUGUUACACCACUGAGAAAACCCUUUGCUGCUUUUUGCUUGAGUGAAGGCAUGGUGGACUAUGCUCUCGCACAAGUGAGACUUCUCAACAACCUCAAAUUGCAGGAGAUUCGUAAGAUCUGAGAUCGAGAGGGGGUUGAGUACGUAGUCAAAGACCAGGCUGUUGAGGAGCUCGCGAAGAACAGGACCAA